Molecule: messenger RNA, 1006 nt
Organism: Coffea eugenioides
Lineage: Eukaryota; Viridiplantae; Streptophyta; Magnoliopsida; Gentianales; Rubiaceae
Product: DNA-directed RNA polymerase V subunit 5A
Exons: 5
Coding region: 156-842 (228 amino acids)
Biological process (GO): DNA-templated transcription
Molecular function (GO): DNA binding; DNA-directed RNA polymerase activity
Source: RefSeq, a predicted model, not a curated record
UUUAACCUUUUGUCCAUUUUCCGACCACGGUCUCUGGUUUUAAGGCCAAGGGCUUAAACCCUACGCUCAAUCCUCAAUACUGCAAGAGAUCACCGGCACAGGAAGAAGAAAAAAAGAGCACAACUUGCCUAGCUGAAAACCCGGUGAGAAAAGCUAUGGAUGUCGGUGGGAAAAUGGAAAUGGAUGUAGAUGGGGAGAGUUACCCGAGGUGUUUGAGCAGCUAUAUCGACGAGGGUAGCAUAGAGUCUCAUAGGUACUACUUGUCACGCCGAACUGUGCUGGAAAUGCUUAGGGACCGUGGUUUUCUUGUACCCAAUUCGGAGAUUGGACUCUCUCUUCAAGACUUCCGUAAUAACUACGGCCAACAGCCUGACAUUGAUCGCCUGAGAAUCUCUGCUCUUCACAAGGAUGACCCUUCUAACAAGAUUCUAGUCCUUUUCUGUGGGCCUAAUGUGGUGAAAGUAAAUGUAAUUCGUGCUAUUGCAAACCAAAUCAUGAACAAAGACACUCUAAGUAGGCUGAUACUAAUUGUGCAAAAUCACAUGACCAGCCAGGCUAUGAAAGCUGUGGAUCUCUUGCCUUUCAAAGUUGAGAUUUUCCAGAUUACUGACUUGCUUGUCAAUGUCACUAAGCACGUUUUGAAGCCAAAGCAUCAACUGCUAACUGAAGAAGAGAAACAAAGGCUUCUUGAGAAGUAUAACAUAGAGGAGAAACAGCUCCCGCGGAUGUUGCAAAAAGAUGCAAUUGCUCGAUACUAUGGACUUGAAAAGGGGCAGGUGUUGAAGGUUACCUACAAUAACGAGAUCACUGAGACGCACGUUACCUACAGAUGUGUUUGGUGAUCAUAGAUGUUGAGCUCAAUCUUGCCCUGAAUGUUUGUAGAGAUGCUAUCUGUGGACUGCUAAAUAUUAAUAGUCCUGUAAAUUCUUCUAAGUGCUGCAGAAAGUUUAUCAACUCUUAUGUAUUGUUAAUGUUUUAAUUGCAGAUUCCUCUCUCUCUCUCUCUC